AUGCCCACUCAACCGCCCCUCCCUCCCCUCCUGGCACCCUACGUAUCGUCUUUACCCCCCUCAUCUCUCAUCGUUCUCUCCACCGUCCUCGGCGCUCAGGGCAAUUGGCUCACAUUACGAUAUCUCUACGCCGCACUGAAUGCAUUAUCCACCUCCGACGCUGCGCUAAGUUUCGGUGAAGGUCACAAUGGGAAGAAACAAAAGGUGGUGCUCGUGAGCUUCCUGCGGGGUUGGGAAUUUUGGCGCGCGGAAGCAAAAAGAUUGGGCUUGGAUCUCGCCCGUCUCACAGACAAGCGCCAAUUUGCCUUUGUCGAUGGCUUAUCCGAACUCUUCGCCGGUCCGCGGACGACGCCGACGCCGACCACCCCCACCACCACUAACACCACCACAACCCAAACCACUCCUCCCUCUCUAGCACCCUCACCCCGCGGCGGCCCUGUUCCUCAGCGGACAGUUCUCCCCAAUCGAUCGGCGCCAGGUCCCAUUCCCGCGCGAGGGCCUCAACCCGCGCGCGGGCCCGCGGUCGCCGCCCCAGCUCCGUUGGCUCCGGUGGCACCGUCAGCUCCGCCAGCUGCGCCGGCUUCUCGAGAGGUCGGCCCAGUCAAGCGACUGCACCUUUCCGGAAAGGGGCCUGCAGCCCUUGACAGACUCGAGAAGGAUAUCGCGGCGGUGGUGGGGCAUCUGAACGGGAGGGCGACGGCUUCGGCGGAGGAAGAGGACGAUUCAGAGGUGCUGUUAGUCCUCGACCAACCGGACCUGCUUCUAGCCGCGACGGGUCCCGGCAAGGAGAUUGGAGCUACGGAGAUGACCGAGUGGGUGAUGGGCCUACAACAGUAUGUCCAUGCUACGGUCAUGACCCUCGCGGCAGACUUGCCCUUGAUACACAACGCCUCGGCGGCUGGGCAUCAAAUGCCAACGCCGCUGGAGACCGAACACGCCGCGUUUGCGAUCGGUUCGGCCCACCGCGCGCAUCUGGUGAUGCAGUUGCGGGAUCUGGAUACGGGGGCCGCGCGGGAUGUGAGUGGGGUUCUCAGGGUAAGUAAAGGAGGUGCGUGGGGACAGAGCGACAACACCGAUGCCAACGGGAAUUGGGAAGAGAAGGAGGCUUUGUACUUCGUGCAAAGAGAUGGUGGAGUCAGCGUCUUCAGACGCGGGGAGUAGGGGGAUCAGUGUCAGUGGGACCAGGGUGGUGUGGGGGCGGAGGCGUUCGGGCGCAUUCAAUCAAAAAGCAUAGAAUGGUAGAUUGAUUUGUUUCGCAAGUUGAUAGGCAGUGCAAGGAUAGAUACGUUUCGGUAAGGUUGGCAAUCGGAACUUUAAGUAGACAGAUCACAUUGGAUGAAUGUCUCAACACGGCGUCUGUCUCGACAUGGGAUAUCCGCCAGCCAUAAACAAGUCAAGGAAAUUCAUGCAUUGCUUUCCCUUCUGCUUUUUUUUUU
Aspergillus aculeatinus CBS 121060 is the source of this 1436-nucleotide messenger RNA. RefSeq lists its product as uncharacterized. Gene Ontology annotation, cellular component: elongator holoenzyme complex. The coding region runs from base 1 to 1161 and encodes 386 amino acids. The transcript has 3 exons. The record is from RefSeq and is a predicted model, not a curated record. Gene Ontology annotation, biological process: tRNA wobble uridine modification. Lineage: Eukaryota; Fungi; Ascomycota; Eurotiomycetes; Eurotiales; Aspergillaceae.